CACAUUAUUGUGACAUUUCUGUCCCAGAUCUUUUUAAUCUGUGCUCUGAAUAGCAAGACGUGUGUGUGGUGUCUUUUUAGAUUUUUAUGAAAUUCGUGAAUGUGUUUCGAAAAUGGCAGAUACCGAGGUAUUGAAGAAACUAAAGGAUAUACCGUUCAAAAUCCAAACCGCAAGUUUGAAAGGUAGAAGAGAGGUUGUAAACGAAAUUUGCGAAGUAUUAUCCUCGCCAGGUAUCACUGAGCCUGUAGUUAGGUUUGUCUGCCGAGUGCUGGCAUUGACGCUGCACCGAUACAGAGAUGCCACCUCACAGUCGUAUAUCAAGGAUCUCAUUGCGUGUCUCGCGACCCACCACCGAGAAUGGACACUGAAGAAUCUGUUACCAGUGUUGCUUGAGAUAUCUGAACAGCUGAAGAAUACUGCUACUUCUAAGAGCACAUGCCAAAGUGGUCUAUAUGCCCUGCGAUGGUCUACAGUCCUUGUGGAGUGCACCUUAAAGGCGCCUGAGCAGACCAUUGAUGACUAUAACACAUUAGUGUUGUCACAGGCCAAUCUUCUCGCAGUGGUUACAGCUUAUGGAAAUAAAAAGAAAAAUGAAAAAGCAUAUUCUAUGCUCCAUUACUCGUGGAAUACCAUCGGCAAGGAAAAAGUCGCAAAGUGGAUGGAAGUGUUGCUCGCGCAGGCGCCGGACUCCGGCCCGCACGUGUGCGUCGCCUUCUCAGCGCUCUGCAGGCAUUACAGACAAACCGCGCAGGAGGAUGACAUCACUAAACAUAAGACAAAAAUGCUCGAAAGCUUUACAAAGAGCCUGAUUAGCGUGAAGAGUCGUCCAAACGCAAAUUACAUCAACGGCUGCGCCUCCUUACUGCAAACGCUGGACAAAGCCGAGGUGCAGGAGACGCUGCUGCCUGCACUGCACAAGGCUAUGCUGCGCAGCCCCGAAACUAUCAUCCAGGCAGUGGGAGAGGUGGUGGCCAACCUGGACAUAUACCUGGAUGGCAUCGCUGUUGAAAUUGGAAAGAGUUUAAUUGUGAACGUACACUCGAAGGACGUGUGGGUGCGUGCACAAGCGGCGGCGGCGCUGGGCCGCCUGGCGCGUCGCACGCGGGACGUCGCCGCCGCGCGCGACCUGCUGCGCCACGCCGCCGCGCACUACCACGGCGCCGCCGGCAAGCUCACCUCCAGCGAGGAUAAAAUCGCCGUGCUGCAGGCUCUAAGCACGCUGAGCGAGUUCGCAGUGACAGCGGAGGAGCGCGUGUCGUUGUACGCAGAGGCGGCGACGCAGGUGUCGCGCGUGCUGGACUCGGAGUCGCACGAGCGCACGCUCGUGGCCGCGCUCGACGUGCUCAAGCAGUGGACCAACACGCUCGGCGGACCGCUGCCGGAGAACCUGCUCGAUAUAUUCAAGAAAAACCUGUCUGCUAAGAGCACGACGCAGGCGGUGCGCACGGCGUACAUGAGCGUACUGAGUUGCGCGCUGCGAGCGUGUAUCGCUGCGCCCGCGCACGCCGCCGCGCUCGCGCCACUGCUCACCAAGCCGGUUGAGAAGGCGGCGCAGCAGCCCACGCAGCACCUGGUAGUAAGCGAAGGCGUGUGCGCAAUGCUGGGCUUAGUGCUGUUGGACUCGGGCCGCGAGCUGCCGACCCGCGGCGCGCUGUGGACGACGCUGGCGCAUCCCGACAAGCACGUGCUGCUGCAGGACCGCCUGCUCAGCGCCGCCAGCGAUGACGUCCUAAUGCAGGUGGUGUUGCUAUGCACGACUGUGUUGGAAAACUACCAAAGUGUGGCCAGCGAGCAAAACUCGCCGGUUUACAGAGCGCUGGUGCUGAUGCUGCUCUCCACGGCCAAGAGCGUCAGGUCCCUCGCGCUCGAGGAGACUAAGGCGAUGAUGGCCAAGGCUCCGGGAGCCAGUAUUGCCAAGAACCUGGUGAUGAAGCUCAACGAAGUGCUGGAGGAGGGCAAGGUGUUCAACGUGAAGGAGAAGACGCCGCCCGAGGAGAAGGCGUCGGAAGUCACCGGCAAGAUGAUACUGGAUUGUGUGCAUGCAUUGUGCUCUUAUAAACAGUAUCCCACUGAAGACCUCGAGCCAUUAGCCAUAGAGGCUUUGCGCUGCUGCCAUCAUCCACUGGCCAUGGCAGUGAACAAGCAUGCAUGGACCAAAGUGGUAGUAUAUCUCGGCCUACAGCCUAAGAAGUUGGUGGGGAUGUAUGCCAACAACCUAAGGAAUAUUUACAUCAGUGAUUUCACCCCUAAUGAGACGAUGUCAAACGUGGUGUCGACGCUGGUGCGCGUGAACGCGGAGGUGGUGGCGGGCGGCGCCGUGCAGCACGCGCUGCACGCGCUGUGCGACGGCGAGCUGCUGCGCGUCACGCGCGACGAGUACUUCACCUACCUCACGCCCGACGGAGAGCUCUACGACAAGAGCGCCGUGCCCGGCAAUGAUGACAGCAAAGAGAUGAACCUAAAGCGUGAGAGCAAAGCGUAUAGCUAUAAGGACCAGCUGGAAGAGCUGCAGCUGCGCCGAGAGCUUGAGGAGAAGAGACGCCGAGAGGGAAAGCUCAAGGAGGUCCAACUGACGGUGAAACAAAAAGACGCCAUCAAAGCACAACUGGCCAAGGAAAGUGCCAUCAGACAGAGGCUCAGUGUGCUGAACGGUCGCGUGGUGGCGGCCGUGGAGCUGCUGUCGGCGGUGGUGCGCGGCGGCGGCGGCGCGGGCGCGGCGGCGGCGCGGCGCGUGGUGCCCGCGCUGCUCGCCGCGCUGAGCUCCCCGCUCGCCGCGCCGCGCGCCGCCGCCGCCUUCAUGCGCCUGCGCACGGCGCUGCUGCCCGACCACGCGCUGCUCGCCGAAACUGUUGCCAGGCUCACCAUCCGACUACACAAGCCGCAGUGCGACCUGGAGCCGGGCUGGGAGGACGAGCCGCUGGAGUCGGGCACGGUGCGCGCCAUCAACAUGCUGUACGCCGCCACCGCCGGCAUGAAGACUGACACAGAUGACGACGAGCUCCCCACCAAGGUGAACCACUUCAGCGCGCCAGGGUUCUGCUAUGUGUUCCCGCUGCUUAGCCUCGGCUUGACGCCGACGCUGGCGGAGGAAGACGAGCAGUCCGUGCUGAACGGCCUGGCGGUGAUCACGCAGCACGCGGCGCUGCGCGGAGACCCCGCCGCGCGCCGCGACCUGCUGCACCCCGCGCUCUUCCCCAUAGACCACAUGUACACCAUGCUCAUCGAACUCAUUGGUGAGACUGUUGGGCGGGUGCAGGUGGCGUGUACGGUGGCACUGCUAGAGACGGCCGCGUGUGCUGCGCUGGCGCCGCUAGCCGUUUCCGACGUGGACCGUCUUCUCGCCGGUCUGCAGAGCCCAGACCAGGCGGUGCGUGACGCGUCGUUGCGCGCGCUGCUGUGCCUCACCGAGGGACUGCCGGCGCUGUUCGAGGACGCAGACUACGCUCUCACGCUCACCAAGCGUCUGCUCGUCGCCACCUUCGACGUACAGGAGGAUAACAAAAAAUUAGCAGAAGAGCUAUGGGCGAAGCUGCCAAUAGGCCAACAAUGGAGUCGUGAGCCGGUACUAGUAGAGCUAAUGCUGCAAGAGAUCCAGCACCCAGCGGAGCCGGUGCAGCGAUCCGCCGCGCAUGCGCUCGCGCACUUAGUAGAACGCGUUGGCGCAGACCCUACCGAUGUGCUGCAACGGCUGCAAGACAUUUAUAAAGAGAAGCUGCCGCUGAUCCCGGAGAAGCUGGACCAGUUCGGACACGUGGUGGAGCCCGCGCUGGACGCGUGGACGUGCCGUCGCGGCGUGGCGCUGGCGCUGGUGUCGCUGGCGCCGCUGCUGCCGACUGGUGCUGCGCCGGCCGCCGCGCGGUUCUUCGUGCACCACGCGCUCGCCGACCGCAGUGAGCACGUGCGCGCGCGCAUGCUGGACGCCGCCAUGGCACUCGUCGAGCUACACGGCAAGGAGACAAUCAGCAGCCAGCUGCCCGUUUUCGAGGAGUUCCUCGAUAAAGCGCCCAAGUCUGGUGGCUACGACGCCGUGCGCCAGGCCGUCGUGCUGCUCAUGGGCUCGCUCGCGCGCCACCUCGAGCCCGCCGACCCGCGCAUCCGACCCAUCACGCUGCGACUCGUCGCCGCACUCUCUACGCCCAGCCAGCAGGUCCAAGAAGCAGUAAGCAACUGCCUGCCGCACCUGGUGAGCUCGCCGGCGCUCGAGGAAGAGAUCCCCAACAUCAUGAACAAGCUGAUGAAACAACUCCUCACCGCAGAGAAAUAUGGCGACAGGAGGGGCGCGGCGUACGGCAUCGCCGGCAUCAUCAAGGGGCUCGGCAUCCUGUCGCUGAAGCAGCUCGACGUGAUGGGCAAGCUCACCGAGGCCAUACAGGAGAAAAAGAACUACAAGUACAGAGAAGGCGCGCUGUUCGGCUUCGAGCUGCUGUGCCACAAGCUGGGCCGCCUGUUCGAGCCGUACAUCGUGCACGUGCUGCCGCACCUGCUGCUGUGCUUCGGCGACAGCUCGCAGUACGUGCGCUCGGCGGCGGACGAGACGGCCAAGCUCAUCAUGAGCCGCCUCAGCGCGCACGGCGUCAAGCUCGUGCUGCCCUCGCUGCUGCAGGCGCUGCAGGACGACAACUGGCGCACCAAGGCCGGUUCCAUCGAGUUGCUCGGUGCAAUGGCGUACUGCGCGCCGAAGCAGUUGUCGUCAUGCCUGCCUUCCAUCGUGCCAAAACUGAUAGAGGUGCUGAGCGACUCGCACAUGCGCGUGCAGGAGGCUGGCGCCGAGGCCCUGAAGGUUAUCGGCUCCGUCAUCAGGAACCCCGAGAUUCAAGCCAUCGUACCGGUGCUGCUCAAUGCGCUUCAAGAUCCCUCGAACAAGACGUCAGCGUGUCUCCAAACGCUGUUAGACACGAAGUUCGUGCACUUCAUCGACGCGCCGUCACUGGCACUGAUCAUGCCGGUGGUGCAGCGCGCGUUCCUCGACCGCAGCACUGAGACGCGCAAGAUGGCCGCGCAGAUCAUCGGUAACAUGUACUCACUCACCGACCAGAAAGACUUGCUGCCAUACCUGCCCAACAUCAUACCAGGCUUGAAGAGUUCCUUGUUGGAUCCAGUGCCGGAGGUGCGAAGCGUUUCAGCACGAGCUCUCGGUGCUAUGGUGAAAGGCAUGGGCGAGAGCAGCUUCGAGGAGCUGCUGCCGUGGCUCAUGCACACCCUCACUUCGGAAACCAGCUCGGUGGACCGCUCCGGCGCUGCACAGGGUCUGUCUGAAGUAGUUGCCGGACUCGGAGUGCACAAACUGCAUAAGAUCAUGCCAGACAUAAUCGCAACAGCGGAGCGCACGGAUAUCGCGCCGCACGUGAAGGACGGCUACAUAAUGAUGUUCAUCUACAUGCCGGGCGCGUUCACGGACGAGUUCACGCCGUACAUCGGACAGAUCAUCAACCCGAUCCUCAAGGCGUUGGCAGAUGAGAACGAGUACGUGCGCGAGACGGCGCUGAAGGCAGGACAGAGGAUCGUUAACUUGUACGCAGAGUCGGCGAUCACGCUGCUACUGCCGGAGCUGGAGAAGGGCCUGUUUGAUGAUAACUGGAGGAUCCGGUAUAGCUCCGUGCAAUUGCUCGGUGACCUGCUGUACCGCAUAUCGGGCGUGUCGGGCAAGAUGACGACGGAGACGGCGUGCGAGGACGACAACUUCGGCACGGAGCAGUCGCACAAGGCCAUCAUCAACGCGCUCGGGCCGGAGCGCCGCAACCGCGUGCUCGCCGGCCUCUACAUGGGCCGCAGCGACGUCGCGCUCAUGGUGCGCCAGGCCGCGCUGCACGUCUGGAAGGUGGUUGUGACCAACACGCCGAAGACCUUGCGCGAGAUCCUGCCGACGCUAUUCGGGCUGCUGCUGGGCUGCCUCGCCUCCACCAGCUACGACAAGAGGCAGGUCGCGGCAAGGACGCUUGGAGACCUCGUCCGGAAGCUGGGCGAGCGCGUGCUGCCGGAGAUCGUGCCCAUCCUGGAGCGCGGCCUGCGCUCGCCGCGCGCCGACCAGCGCCAGGGCGUCUGCAUCGGCCUCGGCGAGAUCCUCGCCUCCACCUCCAGGGACGCCGUGCUCAGCUUUGCAGACGGACUGGUGCCGACCGUACGCACGGCACUAUGCGACCCUCUGCCGGAGGUGCGGCUAGCGGCGGCGAGAACUUUCGACUCGCUGCACGCCACUAUUGGCAACAAAGCCCUAGACGAUAUCCUGCCGCCCAUGCUGGACCAGCUCCACGACCCAGAUCCUGCAGUGGCUGAUGCUACACUAGAUGGACUCAAGCAGGUGAUGGCGAUAAAGUCUCGCGCGGUGCUUCCGUACCUGAUCCCGGUGUUGACGAACGCGGGCGGCCCCGGCGGCGUGGACACGCGCGCGCUGUCGGCGCUGGCGGCGGCGGCGGGCGGCGCGCUCGGCCGCCACCUGCCGCGCGUGCUGCCCGCGCUGCUCGCCGCGCUCGCCGCCGCGCGCGGCACCGACCAGGAGCCCGUGGAGCUCGACCACUGCCGCGACGCGCUGCUGCCCGUCGCCGACGCGCCCGGCGUCAGAUGCAUCGUCGAUAGCCUGCUGGAGGCGGUGCGCACGGGCACGGACUCGAAGCGUCGCGCGGCGGCGGCGCUGCUGUGCGCGUACGUGGGGCACACGCGCGCCGACUUGGCGCCGCACGUGCCGCAGCUGAUGCGCGGCCUGCUGCUGCUGUUCGCGGACGAGGACCCCGACGUGGUGAUGAUGGCGUGGGACGCACUGUCUGCGCUCACCCGCACGCUCGACGUCGAGCGACAGAUAGCGCACGUGUCCGACGUGCGGCAAGCCGUGCGCUACGCCACAGCGGACCUGAAGGGCGAUUUGCUACCAGGGUUCUGUCUGCCUAAGGGCUUAACGCCGAUCCUGCCGCUGUUCCGCGAGUCGAUUCUGAAUGGUCUGCCAGAGGAGAAGGAGAACGCGGCUAUGAUGCUGGGCGACAUCAUCAAGUUGACGAGCCCUGACUCCAUUCAGCCGUCGGUGGUGCACAUCACCGGCCCCCUCAUCCGCAUCCUCGGCGACCGGUUCAACUCGAGCGUUAAGGCGGCCGUGCUAGAGACGCUCGCACUGCUGCUGUCUAAGGUCGGCGUGAUGCUGAAGCAGUUCUUACCACAACUCCAAACGACAUUCCUGAAGGCAUUAAAUGACACCAGUCGGCCGGUGCGCAUCAAGGCGGGCGUGGCAUUGUCACAGCUGGUGGUGAUCCACACCCGGGCCGACCCACUGUUCGUGGAGAUGCACAACGGCAUCAAGAACACAGAGGACCCCGCCAUCCGGGAGACGAUGCUACAAGCGCUGCGCAGCAUAAUCACGGCCGGCGGCGAUAAGAUGUCGGAGCAGUUGACGCUGGCCAUCUUGUCGACACUGACCACCCCGGCGCUACUGGCGCACCCCGAGGACCCUCCGCGCGGCGCCGUGGGCGGCUGCCUGGGCGCAUUGUUGCACUGCCUACCCGCCGCACACCGCGACGCCGCGCUGCUACACCACGUGCUCGCCGCCGCGCAUCCCCCCACACACCCGCCCGAAGACUGGCUGUUAAUUCACGGUCGAUCGUGUGCGCUCUUCGUCGCGCUAAAGGAGACUCCGGAUCACGUGUACAGAGAUCCUUAUGAAGACAAAGUGGAGAAGACGCUACUCUCGUAUCUCGCCAGUGAUAAAACUCCUAUAGUGUGCAACGGCAUCCGCGGCAUCGGGUACCUGAUGCGCUACCUGCUCGAAAACGAUAAACCUGUACCGCAAAAUAUCCUCUCACAGUUUGUCAGGAGCAUGAACCACACGAGUAACGAGGUGAAGCAGCUGAUGGCCCGCGCGAGCGCGGUAGUGGGUCGCGAGGCGCGGCUGGAGCGCGGCGCAGGCGGCGACGUGCUGCGGGCGCUGCUGCCCGCGCUCGUCAACGGCACCAAGGAGAAGAACACGUACGUGCGCGCCAACGCCGAACUCGCACUGCGCGCCGUGCUGCGUCUGCCGCACGACGAACAGUUCCACCAGCAAUGCAUGUCUCUACUGGACGAGGGAGCGCGCGAGGCGCUGGCGGACGUGGUGGCGCGCGUGCUGCGCCGCGCACACUCCGACGGACGCGACGAGGACCUCGACUGCACGCUGCUCACUUGAGCACCACUCUACUCCUUAAGAAUAUAUAUUUAAUUUUAUGGAA
Molecule: messenger RNA, 8186 nt
Organism: Manduca sexta (tobacco hornworm)
Lineage: Eukaryota; Metazoa; Arthropoda; Insecta; Lepidoptera; Sphingidae
Product: eIF-2-alpha kinase activator GCN1
Exons: 39
Coding region: 113-8143 (2676 amino acids)
Biological process (GO): cellular response to amino acid starvation; regulation of translation
Cellular component (GO): cytosol
Molecular function (GO): protein kinase regulator activity; protein binding
Source: RefSeq, a predicted model, not a curated record